AUGCGGCGGCGGCAGCGGGAGCAGCGGGAGCAGCGGGAGCAGCAGCAGCAGCAGCGGGGCCGGGCGUUGCCGGGCGCCGUCGGGGCGCUGUGCCGGGCCCUACCGCCCCGCGGCCGGCCUGCCCCCGACACCCUCCGCCGCGCCAGGUUCGACCGGCCGCAGGCGAGCCUGGAUUUCUGGAGGCUGCUGUACACUCUUCUGAAACAAAUCCACGGAGGCAAGUGGACAGAGUCUGAUGCCAUAGAUAACCAAAUUAGGUUUGUAAAGUCAGCAUUGUGGUACCAUGGCUAUGGCAGGCCAGAACUCUAUCGGCUCCCCUCCGACGGCUCAGCGGGUAGUCGGGAGCUGCUGCUGGCGUUUUCCUGGCUGCUGCACAGACUCAGCCUCUUGGAGCAGCUUUUGGCUCGGAACAGAGUAAAGACUGGGGAUGAAACCUCUGUGUGCACGUGUGAAGAUGAUUUGCCUAACAGCCAGAAAGGUACAACUGAAAUAGCACCUGAAUAUGAGCUAGAAGACAGAGUAGAUGUUCGAUAUCUUCAGUGGUUAAAUGGGAGGCUGAGGUUCCAGUGGCGCAGUUUGCAUGCUCAGCACCAAGAGCAGUGCAAACUUUUGCACAAGAUCCAUUUAUUCACUAGUGGCUCCCAUAUGGACCAGAUCCUUGGACAUUUUUCUGUCACAGAAACAGAUCUCGUUAGACAACCGGAGAACUACAAGCAGCUGCUACAGCUUCUGGAGUCUGAAACCAUGCAGCUGGAAGCCUUUCUGGAGUGGAAGCAACUGGAACCAGUUUAUUGGCAGUGGAUGGAAACUGUGUUAGAUAAUAUGGCUGAAGAGGGAAAUAUGUGUGAGUCCCAGGACGCUCGUGGAGAGAAAAGUGGGCUGCCAAAGGCGACCUCGUGCUGCCCCUGGGCUGUCAGUCUGACUGGGCAAAUUGACAGAUUAUCCAGAGAUCUAAUGACUCUCCGUGACCAACUGCAUAAGCUUGUGACUCACCGAAAGGCUGCAUGGUGUGAGAAGGUGAAAACAAGAGCGGAAGAACUACAGAAGGAGGGGUUCUCUGCCACUGCUAGAAAGGUACAGGAAAGUGUUGAACUAAAACUGCUAGAUCUUACACACCUUUGUGCUCCAAAAAAAAAUAAAAUGCACGGUUCGUGCAGACUGGUGUUCAGAAGCAAACAUCCUGCCAGCAAAAUGGGCUUCGGUAGGUCUGUAUCCAAGGAGCGUGUUUCAGCUGUCAGUGCUACAGAGGUGAUCAGAGCACUGCAGAUGAGAGAGGCCAGCCUGGCGAGAGAGCUGAAGCAGCUGCAGGAAGAGUGCAGGCAGAGGCUGGGUGAAAUUGCAGAAGGGUUGGAUGGAGUGAUUUGUAUCUCCCCUUGAAGAGAUAAAGCUGGACUGAGAAGAGCAAAGGAGUAGACUGACUCGAUCAGAACACGUUGUGCAGCUUGGCAUGGGGGAGUGCGAGGUGAGAAACCAAAUGUAAUUUUUAAUUUUUAAGCCUGGGAAUCAUAACUUGUUACUGCUUUGUGACUUGCACUGGGGCAAUAACCUUGAUGGUUCUCUCUGCAGCCCCUUUAUUGCUAACCUUGCCAAUUAAAUUCUGCAGUAGGCCUUGGUGGGAGUGUGCGUAAAUCUCCCUUUUAUCUUUCGGAUUUCUAGUUCUUCUGCCAAGCACUGGACUCUUUUACAGUGCUCAGCUGCGAGGCACGGCAUACAUUGAGGCUGUGCGUAGAAGUACUAAUUGCAUUCAAUAUUUUCCAGCAAAUGGAAGAGUUCAUUAGUCAAAGAAAUCCAGGUAUUGGAGAACAUGCAAAGUACCGAGGCUUAGAGAGAUUGGAAAUGUUCAAGAAAGUGUGCUGUUUUAAUUCAGCUGGUUUGCGUAUUUGUGGCAGCUAUAAUGCAGUCACCAUAAGGAAAAACAAAUGCCUAAUAAUAAAUAAAGCAGCACACUGAUUUCAUUUACUGGUGUGAUGCACUUGAAGUAAUUGGGUUCUCAAAGAGAACAAACUAGAAACCCAUUCCACCGAGUUAUGGGUCACAAUUAGAUAACUUAUGGAUCUGCUAUAGGAAGUUUCUGUAAAAUAGAAAUACGACCUUAACUUCCAAGCUUGAGGAGUCUCCAAGCUCUGUCUCUGGAGGCUUCUUCCCCUGGAACAUGCAAAUGUUUUCACUUGGCAUUCAUUUCCUACCCUUUUCUGUUUUGCUUUCACCAAGGAAUAUUUUUAUAUUCUAGUUGUACACUUU
Gymnogyps californianus (California condor) is the source of this 2241-nucleotide messenger RNA. It is a transcript of the gene TEDC1, whose product is annotated as tubulin epsilon and delta complex 1. NCBI's taxonomy places the organism in Eukaryota, Metazoa, Chordata, Aves, Accipitriformes, Cathartidae. The transcript has 8 exons. Bases 1 to 1377 code for a protein of 458 amino acids. The record is from RefSeq and is a predicted model, not a curated record.